GUCAGAGAAACAGAAAGAGAGAGAGAUCAGAGAAACAGAAUGAGAGAGAGGUCAGAGAAACAGAAAGAGAGAGAAGUCAGAGAGACAGAGAAACGAGAAGAGAGAGAGAGAGAGAGAGAGAGACAGAGAAAGCAGAAAGAGAGAGAGUCAGAGAAACAGAAAGAGAGAGAGUCAGAGAAACAGAAAGAGAGAGAGUCAGAGAAACAGAAAGAGAGAGAGUCAGAGACAGACAGAGAGAGAGAGAGAGUGAGACAGAGAAACAGAAAGAGAGAGAAAAGAGAGAGAGUCAGAGAAACAGAGAAGAGUAGAGAGUCAGAGAAAGACAGAGAAGAAGAGAAGAGAAACCAGAGAGAGAGAGAGUCAGAGAAACAGAAAGAGAGGAGAGUC
This is a messenger RNA of Oncorhynchus gorbuscha (pink salmon), 387 nucleotides long. RefSeq lists its product as uncharacterized. The annotation marks the transcript as partial. The record is from RefSeq and is a predicted model, not a curated record. The transcript is spliced from 3 exons. Lineage: Eukaryota; Metazoa; Chordata; Actinopteri; Salmoniformes; Salmonidae.